AUGAUCGCGGUGUUGGUGCUACUUCUAUCCAGUGCGUUCUGUACGGGCUACAGUAGAUUUUUCCGGGAAAAUGCGCCAGUGUGGAAAACCAACACGAUUUCGCCUCAGUGUCAGAACAGUUUGGAUUUAUUCGUGAUGAAUUUGAAUGCCACUAACGAAGACAAUACGUGGGCCCUUCGAAUGCUAGACGCUAGCUCGAAAAUACCAGUAGGGCUCUUGUACUACAAUUUCGGAGAAUUGGGAAAUUUCAAGGAAUGCGUCGAAAUAGAAUCAGCGACAGAUCACGUCGCAGGAAAAUACUGUUUGGGAAACAUCGAGGUUAAUUCCACGGCAAUCGACGAUCAAUCGGUGUUCAUCAAAAAUCACAUGUUCAUGAAAAUUUUAUUAACGAAAUUAGCCGGCGGGGUUAAAACGAAAGGCAACCCCACGCUAGCUAUUUGCAUUCCGGAUAACUGCACCGAAGGGGAUGCCAAACAAUUAAUGAGCAACCCGCAAUUAGGUAUCGACGUGCAAUCAGUAAUGUGCCAAACCGCAGGAAACGUUUAUCCUGAAUUAACAACUGAAGCUGUCGCAGGACUAUCGGUUUUAAGCGUGAUAAUAGUCGUUGUUAUGAUAUCUACUAUUUUUGAUUUGUUUUACACAAAAAAAUCUGCAACGGUACAUCAUCAGCUUCUAUUAGCUUUUUCUCUAUACACAAACGGCAAAAAGGUAUUUGAAACGUCGCGACGCCCUUCGAACUUGAGCUGCCUGGAUGGGAUAAAAGUAAUUAGUAUGUUUUGGAUCAUUAUACUGCACACAUACUCGGUUUACAGCUCUGGUCCCGUUUCAAACGCCAUUGACAUAGUCAAUUUUACGGAUUCUUUAAUAAGUAUGGUUUUUAUUAACGGGGACUUGGCUUGCGAUACGUUCCUUUUAGUAGGAGGGUUACUGGUUACUUAUGUGUUUUUUAAACGGAAAAACGAUGUAGAUAUGUCUGUAGCUUCUAUAUUCAAGCAUUACAUUCAUAGAUACAUUAGAUUGACUCCGGCUUUGGCUGGUGUGGUACUUGUGUCAGCCACUUUACUGAGAUAUUUAGGUUCGGGUCCGAAAUGGCCUUACAUAGUGAACAGUUUCGAAGGAUUUUGUAAAACCUACUGGUGGUCUGCUAUAUUGUACAUCCAAAACGAGCUCAAUGUUGAUAAAAUGUGUGUAGGUCAUUCUUGGUAUCUCAACAUCGACAUGCAGUUGUACAUUUUCUCGCCUUUGAUAUUUUGGUUGUUGAGAAACAGGGUCCGGACAGGAAUUGUUAUUUUAAUUUUCACGAUAUUACUGUCGAUGGCUGUAUCGUUCAUCAGAGCGUUCGAUAACGAAUUGUCGGGAGUUAAAUCAACGUACUAUCAGAAAUCUUCUUCUGAUGCAUAUAUGAAUACGUAUUAUUUAAAAACUGAAACUAGAGCAGCUCCAUGGUUAAUAGGGGUUAUAUUAGGUUACUUUUUAACUAAAAAAGAACUAAUGGAGGCUAAAUUAUCGAAGAAAAUCGUUAUAGCAAUGUGGCUAUUAAGCGCAACUGUAUUGUUAACCUGUGUUUUGGGAGGACACAGUACUUUGAGACGUCCCGAAUAUUUCAAAUUACAAAAUUCUUUUUACAUAACUCUAGUCAGGCCUGCCUUUGUUUUGGCAGUCGCUUGGAUAAUUUGGGCAUGUGCCACAAAUCGCGGAGGUCUGGUCAACGCCUUACUGUCGCUGCCCAUUUUUCAAUUCCUGAAUAAAUUUAUAUACAGCAUGUACUUGGUGCACGUCACUGCGCUGUAUAUGAUUGUUUUCGCUUACAAAACGCCGAUUUAUUUUAACGUAUUCAAUUUGGCGUAUUGGUUUUGGGGUAUUUUUAUGUGCUCCUUCGGCCUGUCGAUCAUCUGGGUUCUGAUAUUCGAAAGCCCCAUGAUAGCAAUAGAAAAAAUCUUACUCGGUUGA
This is a messenger RNA of Phyllotreta striolata, 1950 nucleotides long. NCBI's taxonomy places the organism in Eukaryota, Metazoa, Arthropoda, Insecta, Coleoptera, Chrysomelidae. The record is from the annotation of a GenBank genome assembly.